Messenger RNA from Thermochaetoides thermophila DSM 1495, 1455 nucleotides. RefSeq lists its product as uncharacterized. Bases 1 to 1455 code for a protein of 484 amino acids. The transcript has 3 exons. Gene Ontology annotation, cellular component: nuclear pore transmembrane ring; nuclear outer membrane. NCBI's taxonomy places the organism in Eukaryota, Fungi, Ascomycota, Sordariomycetes, Sordariales, Chaetomiaceae. The record is from RefSeq and is a predicted model, not a curated record. Gene Ontology annotation, biological process: protein import into nucleus; spindle pole body duplication.
AUGGAGACAUCGAGCCAAGUGCUCGCCGCGGGCGUCAUUCGGACCCCUGCCGGCUGGCCGUUGCUGGUGGAGACGACCAGACGCUACGGGCCCGCGUCCUUGUCCGAGCUCGCGCAAUGCCGCCAUCCUUUUUUGGUCGCUUCCCAAACAACGGCACAGCGACAAAGCGACAUCAUCACCACCAGUGACGACCCAUCCGCGCAGCGAUCUCUCGCUCGCGCGCACCGAGGCUUCGGCCACCUAGUGAUACUAAUCAAUAGCAACAGCAGAAUCAGAUACGACAACACUUCGAACCGCGACCGACUGCAGCCUCGACGCCGGCUGCGCAAUCUUUCUUUUUCUUCCGCUCCUUUGUUCUGGGAGCGCUCCGCCUCUGAUCGCGCUCGUGGUUUGAGAUACUUAUCACCUACCAUUCAAACCAACAUCCUCGACUUCCAAUUGCAGCGCGACUCUGGUCGCAUCGCCAACCUCAUCAUGUCAUCCACAUUAUCCGUAGCGAAGGCCGCGUCCACGCCCGUCAAGCAGAUUACCAGCGCUGUCGGUCCUGUCAAAGAGAGCCCCGGUAAUUGGAAGCACCCACGCCUAGCAGAGAUCACCCGCCGGCAGAGUAGGAACAUCUUCGGCGAGAAGAACGUUAGGCAAAUCGUCUAUAAUGUUGCCGCCAUCGUGCUGCUGGAGAUCUUCCGCGUCUUUGCCUCGCCAUCUAUCCCAUCUCAACUAAUUCUUCCCAGUUUACGGCCCUACAGCCUCUGGAUCCACGCCGUAUUUCUCGUGAUCCCCCUCACCAACAUCGUCAUUGCCCUCCUUCCCCUCUUCCGCCCCGUAGACGACCUCUCCGACAUCCCCCUCACUCCCGCGCAGCGCAAGCUCCUGGGCCUGCCUCCGAGUUCAAAGCCCGCAACCCCCAACUCCGUCUAUAGCACUCCUCCACGCUACUCGCGCACCCCCUCGCUGGCCGGCUCGCCCGCCAGCAUCAAGAGCUACACGAGCUCUACUCUCCCAACAGCAAGCAGCCCGACUCCUGGUGCAGCCGGCAUCGGCGCGGGCUCACCCGCCGCACCCAUCUACCUCUCCCCCUCCAAGUUCACGACAAGCACCUCCUCGCAACAAUUCAGCCCCUCCCCCUCAGGUGCCAGCCCCCUGCUGCACCGCGCCAUCAGCAACACCAGCACCGCGAGCGGCGUAAGCCCCUACGGCUCGCCCAACAGCCCGUCCAAGUUCGGCGCCAGCACGAAUUCUACGCUAGCAGCCAGCACAAUCAGCACCAGCACUUUCAGUGUUAGCACUACGUCUUCGAUCGCGCACGUGCUGAAUAACAGCCGGCUUAGGGAGAGCGUGAUCGAGGGUGUGCCGGCGACGCCGACGCCGGUGGGGAAAGGGGCUAGCGUCAAGGCGAAUAGCAAGUGGUUGUAUCAGCGGGGGAGGAGGACGUCGAGUAAUAACUGGGUAUACUAA